GGAACUCAAAAGGCUCUUCGUGGUGAUACUAAAGCCAUGGCUGUUACUGCUAUUAUUGAUGGUACUGGGUCUUUAGGUAAGAUUUGUUUUGUUUGCAUGUGCUGUAUUUUAUUGAUCUACAUGUAUUCUAUUCUUGUAAAUUGUAUUGUACUGUAUAUUGUAAUUUAUUGUAUUUUCUGUAUUGCUUUUUGUUGUGUUGUUUACGAAAAUUACAGUUGUCUACAAUUGUCUUGUUUAUUAUAGGUGCUGCACUUGGGCCACUCCUGACCUCUUUUCUCUCGAGCAAUGUAUGUAUUUCGUUCAACGUUUCCGUGGCAAUCAAUAUACACUACAUAUGUACUUGUUUUGUUUUCAAAUUUUUUCAAACUCAUCCCGUUUUCUUAUUGGGUAAAGCUUCCGAUUCGUUUAUUGAGCCACAUUCCCCGUCUGUUUUGAGUUCCAUCCUUCUACUUCACAACAUAAAAAUGCAUGUGUAAUGGUUAGCCUAUAGGUUUUCAUAUCACUGGCGAGUUACAGCUGUCAUGAAUUUGCGUGCUGCCCGUUUUCUGAGAUUCCGAAAUUAAUGCCAGUCAACCUGCAAACUUUGUCAAAGUAGCACCCUAAAAUAGUAAGGCGGAAGCGAAAAGGCCGAGGACUAGGCUAUAUGUAAUGAUUUGAACUGUUAGUUAUCUUGCAAUGUCGUCUUAUUGUAUUCAACUAUAUUAUCAAGGCUCCUCUAUUAAACCCCUCUCUAAUACACGCCCUCUCAAAUGUGACAGAAAUAUAUAUUUGCUUAGGGACGCACAGUCAGCGUGUUUUGGACUUCUACAUUUUUAAUUUUUUUUUGCACAGAGUUGGAAUGACGUAUUUUACAUGCUUAUAACAGCGAACACCUUAGCUGCUUUG
Molecule: messenger RNA, 885 nt
Organism: Paramuricea clavata
Lineage: Eukaryota; Metazoa; Cnidaria; Anthozoa; Malacalcyonacea; Plexauridae
Source: the annotation of a GenBank genome assembly